GCUCUUCUGAACAAUUCGCAACAAGAAAUUGAAAUGGGCCGGCGAAUGAUGCCCUCCGCCCAUCGCCCGUGGAGAGCCGUUGCCUUUCCCUCUAGGGCAUCUCAAGCUUCCAUUCCCUCGGUUUUAGAGUAAAGUGGUUUGGGGUUUGUUCUUUCAAUGGCGCUGAGGUUUGAGGUGGUAGGGAGAUUCAAUCGUGCCCGUGCAGCUCGCUUAACGCUUCCGCACUUUGUGUGCCAAACACCACUUUUCAUGCCUGUGGGGACUCAAGGUACUAUAAAGGGUCUCACUAAUAACCAGCUGGAAGAUAUUGGUUGCCAGAUAAUACUUGGGAAUACAUACCAUCUUGCUCUUCGUCCUGGUGCUGAUCUGAUUGAUGAAUUAGGUGGUCUGCACAAAUUGAUGAAUUGGAAAAGAGCAUUGCUUACAGACUCGGGUGGUUUUCAAAUGGUUUCCUUGUUGCAUUUAGCUGACAUCACUGAAAAAGGUGUGACAUUUCAGUCUCCUGUUGAUGGGAAACGCAUGCUCCUAACACCUGAAGAGUCAAUCCAAAUUCAAAACAAGAUUGGAGCUGAUAUUAUCAUGGCCCUUGAUGAUGUUGUGAAGACCACCACUACAGGUCCACGAGUUGAGGAGGCCAUGUACCGAACUCUUCGCUGGAUAGACAGAUGUUUAGCUGCUCAUCAGAAACCUGCCGUGCAGAAUUUAUUUGGAAUUGUUCAAGGAGGAUUAGAUCCAGUUCUCAGAGAUAUAUGUUUGAGGGGCUUGGUUGAACGGAAUUUACCUGGCUAUGCUAUAGGUGGUCUUUCAGGAGGUGAAGAUAAAGACUCUUUUUGGCGUGUUGUUGCCCAGUGCACUGCUGCACUGCCUGAAGAUAAACCACGUUAUGUGAUGGGUGUUGGCUAUCCGCUUGAUAUUGUAGUUUGCAGUGCUUUGGGUGCAGACAUGUAUGACUGUGUUUAUCCUACACGUACUGCACGUUUUGGCACAGCGCUAAUACCUGAGGGAGUUUUGAAGCUGAAACACAAAGUGAUGGCCAGUGAUGAACGUCCUAUUGAUCCCACAUGUUCAUGUAUGGUUUGUAAAAAUUACACUCGAGCUUACAUACAUUGCCUUGUCACGAAAGAUGCCAUGGGUUCCCAACUUCUGUCAUAUCAUAAUUUGUCAUACAUGAUGAGGCUUAGCAGGGACCUCCACACAUCAAUAGUUGAGGGACGCUUCCCACAGUUUGUGCAAGGAUUUUUACGUGCACAGGUUUGUUUUUGGCCACAUCUGAGUAUUUCUCAUGCCAAGGCCCCAAACCCGGUUAAAAGAAAAAAAGGAUCCAUCGACCAACAGAGACUGUUUGGUGUUUUCCCCAAGGGUGAUGUCCCAAAGUGGGUUUGCAAUGCCAUGGAGGUUGCUGGCAUCGACAUCUCUGCCUGCUGUGCUCCACUCACAUCAUCCCAAAAUUAGGUGCAAUUAUUCUGACACGACCAACCAUUUAACAGGAAUCAAGCAUGGUUUGGCCAGUACCAGCACAACCCAUGCACCCAGUUGGAACAGGUCAAACACCACAUGACCAGCAGGGUUUGGGGGCAGUUUCCAGACUGGUAUAAUUUUUCUAGAUUAUUCAGCACAAGACCCAGAUGUCUACGGGGCCAUGGACAUUCAACCAGGGAUUGAAUCUUUAAAGUAAGUCAUUAUACAUUCUUCUAUUACAAUACUAUUUUGCCAUUUUUCACUUGUACAUCUUACUGGUUUCUUGAUUCAUGUUUUCUUAAAUGAGUAUCAGUACUGAUGAUGGCACUCCAGUAUCACACUCCUGUUCCAGUAUCACUGAAAAACAAAGCAUCAUCACUCUAAUAUCCAUAUCACACAACAAAAAUCUAAAAUAUGAAAAAUAAAAAUAAUAUUGCAUAUCAAAUAUAGUUCAGGUACCCAUACCGUGAGUCGGUAUGGCACAGAUCGAUACCAUAUUGGUCCAAUAAAAAACUGAAACCAGUGUUGGUAUGAGUAUUUCAAUCUUUGAUGUGCAUGGUCACAGCUGACAAUGAUUCUGAUUUUAAAGGGGAGAAGCUACUUUGUCAAGUAAAUUUGGAAGGCUCUAGAAUAAAUGAAAGUUGGAGUAAUGCAACACUUAAGAAUAUCUAGGGAGAAUACCAAAAUGACCCAAUUUCCUGACACAAAUAGAAAAGGAAGAGGAGAAAAAAUUAGAAUAACAAGAAAUUCCUUCUCAGUGAAAUAUAGUUUUACUAAUAAUGUUAAAAGGAUAAGAAUUCAGAUUUGCUUUAUUUCUGAGGUCCCUCUGUGAUUCGAACGAUAUAGUUUAUGAAAAAAUUGAAAAUUUCAAAUUACACCUUGCAUCUGAAUGGCACCAAGGCAAGCAGUAUAUUUCCUUAAAACAAUAUAUUUGUUAACCUAACCAUGCAAACAAGAAUAAGUAGAACUACAGUAGAAGCAUUGCUUUAAAAUAAGAGGUUGGUGAACUAUUUAUCAUAACGCAUUAACUUCUAAACACACUACAGAGUAAGAGGGAACACAUUAACUCUCUAACAUAUUCAUAUAACUAGCCAUCAUCCAAUUAAUUCAGGUAAUUUUUUUUUACUAAAUUUGCAAGAAGACAUGACAAGAACAAAUGAAUGAUUUACCCAAGCGAUGAAACUACAACAGUUUAAAGGAUAAGGUAUGCAAUUAUGACCUUAGUGAAAUGGUAACGUCAAAUAAAUUAUUUACCAAAUAAGUGAAACUAUAAAUAUCUAUAGAAUGAGUGGCCGAAGAAAUGAACCUGAUGGAAAACAUCAAGCAGAAUUUAGAAGGAAAGGGGAUGGUGUGGCACCAAUUGAUUUCAAGGCAUAAUAUAACUUAUUUGCACCUAUUUCCUUCAAAUACUAGCCUAUACCAAAGUUAUUUACAUCCAAAAGGCUUCACAAUUAUUAUUUUACCUGCGCACCAAUACCAUAUUCCCGAGAAUCCACAGGCAAUCCUAAUUCCUCAUUAGCUUCCACAGCAUCACGGCCAUCAUCCUGUAAGUUGUAGGCGCGAAGCUUGUGACCCAAGCCAAUACCCCUUCCUUCGUGUCCACGAAGGUAAACUAACACACCCCUCCCAGCCUCCUCAAUCAUUUCCAUGGCCAGGGCCAGCUGAUUACCACAAUCGCAUCUGGCUGAUCCAAAUAUGUCCCCUGUAAGGCACUCCGAAU
Elaeis guineensis (African oil palm) is the source of this 3178-nucleotide messenger RNA. NCBI's taxonomy places the organism in Eukaryota, Viridiplantae, Streptophyta, Magnoliopsida, Arecales, Arecaceae. The record is from RefSeq and is a predicted model, not a curated record.